Messenger RNA from Condylura cristata (star-nosed mole), 1401 nucleotides. RefSeq names its product acrosin (gene ACR). Gene Ontology annotation, molecular function: serine-type endopeptidase activity; protein binding. NCBI's taxonomy places the organism in Eukaryota, Metazoa, Chordata, Mammalia, Eulipotyphla, Talpidae. Gene Ontology annotation, biological process: proteolysis; acrosome reaction. The record is from RefSeq and is a predicted model, not a curated record. The transcript has 8 exons. Bases 1 to 1401 code for a protein of 466 amino acids.
AUGGCCAGCGCCCCGAAAUUGAGCCUCUGCAUCCUCCUGGGCCCUGGCCUCCCGGGUGCCCGGGAAGGCGCGGUUAUGCCCGUCCUGCGCUGUGCCCAUCUGUUCAGUGCUUUUGCCCUGUGGCUCCCGAAACCUCCCGGGGGCCGCGGGGGGCCGGGGAAGGGAGGGAAGGCGGGGCCCGGCCCUGACCCGCCCGCUCUGUCCCCAGUGCUCAGCAUCGGGGAGGGCGGCUUCUGGGAGGGGACCGUGAAGGGGCGCACGGGCUGGUUCCCGGCCGACUGCGUGGAGGAGGUGCGCAUGCGGCAGCACGACGCCCGGCAUGCUGCCGGGGAGCAGAGGGCAGCCAGGGCUGGGCACCGCCUGCUUCAGGCCCAGCCCAAGAAGUUUCUGCGUCUGAGUCUGGGCGGGGACGGGCUCAGCGGCCCCUGCGGACUCCGGAGCCUGCAGGGGGGCGCCCGCAUCGUGGGCGGGCAGGACGCGCGCCUGGGCGCCUGGCCCUGGAUGGUCAGCCUGCAGGUGUACACCUACCACAGCAACCGGCGCUACCACGUGUGCGGGGGCACCCUGCUCAACGCCCACUGGGUGCUCACGGCCGCCCACUGCUUCGCCAAGAAAAAGAACGUGUACGACUGGCGGCUGGUGCUCGGCGCCCGCGAGGUGGUGUACGGCAGCAGCGCGCCCGUGAAGCCGCCGCAGCAGGAGCGCUACGUGGAGAAGAUCGUGCUGCACGAGCGCUACCUGCCCAGCCUGGAGGUCAACGACAUCGCGCUGCUCAAGGUCACGCCGCCCGUGUCCUGCGGGCGCUUCGUGGGCCAGGGCUGCCUGCCGCAGUUCAGGGCCGGCCCCCCCCGCGUGCCCCAGACCUGCUGGGUGGCCGGCUGGGGCCGCAGGGUGUCCCCCGUGCUGCAGGAGGCACGGGUGGACCUCAUCGACCUCGACCUGUGCAACUCCACCCAGUGGUACAACGGGCGCGUCCAGUCCACCAACGUGUGUGCCGGCUACCCCGAGGGCAAGGUGGACACCUGCCAGGGGGACAGCGGCGGACCCCUCAUGUGUGAAGACAAGGCGGAGCACACCUUCGUGGUCGUGGGGGUCACCAGCUGGGGGGUGGGCUGCGCCCACGCCAAGCGCCCCGGGGUCUACACCUCCACCUGGGCCUACCUGAACUGGAUCGCCUCUAAGAUCGGCUCCACCGCCCUGCAGGAGCCGCGGGUUGGCAGAAGGAAGCGGAGACGCAGCAGGCAGAUGGCGACCGGAGAGGCUCGGAGGGCGCCAGAGCACCGGGGUGGAGGCGCCCCCGCGGGCAGCCGCCUGACGGAAUCUGCCCUCACUGGACACCCGCCGUGGGAGACACGGACCCGCGCCCGCCGCCCAGGGCUGACGAAGCAGACACGGCGCUGA